This is a messenger RNA of Opisthocomus hoazin, 1794 nucleotides long. Lineage: Eukaryota; Metazoa; Chordata; Aves; Opisthocomiformes; Opisthocomidae. The record is from RefSeq and is a predicted model, not a curated record.
AUGAACACUGCAGAGGACUGGGGCCUCAUCUUAGACAUCUGUGAUAAAGUUGGACAGUCACGCACAGGGCCUAAGGACUGUCUCCGUUCUAUUAUGAAGAGGGUAAACCAUAAAGAUCCCCAUGUUGCUAUGCAAGCAUUAACACUUCUAGGAGCAUGUGUGUCAAACUGUGGUAAAAUCUUUCAUUUGGAAGUCUGUUCAAGAGAUUUUGCCAGUGAAGUAAGCAAUGUGUUGAAUAAGGGUCAUCCAAAAGUUUGUGAAAAGCUGAAAGCUCUUAUGGUGGAAUGGACUGAUGAAUUCAAGAACGACCCGCAGCUUAGUUUAAUAUCUGCUAUGAUAAAAAAUCUUAAAGAGCAAGGAGUUACUUUCCCAGCUAUUGGUUCACAGGCAAAAGCAAGUCCAGCUCUAGUUGCCAAAGAUCCUGGUGCAGUGGCAAACAAAAAGGAAGAGGAGGAUUUAGCUAAAGCUAUUGAACUGUCACUAAAAGAACAAAGGCAACAGCAAACAACACUUUCCAGUCUGUAUCCGAGCGCAUCAAGCCUUUUAACAAAUCACAAACAUGAGGGCCGAAAGGUUCGUGCAAUCUAUGAUUUUGAGGCUGCUGAAGACAACGAAUUAACUUUUAAAGCUGGAGAACUUAUAACUAUCCUUGAUGACAGUGAUCCAAAUUGGUGGAAAGGUGAAACUCAUCAGGGUAUAGGAUUGUUUCCAUCUAAUUUUGUGACAGCUGAUCUUUCUGCGGAGCCAGAAAUGAUGAAAGCUGAGAAGAAAACAGUGCAGUUCAGUGAUGAAGUUCAAGUGGAGACAAUAGAACCUGAGCCUGAACCAGUUUAUAUUGAUGAAGAUAAAAUGGAUCAGCUCUUGCAGAUGUUACAAAGUGCGGAUCCAUCUGAUGAACAGCCAGACCUCCCAGAAUUGCUUCAUCUUGAGGCAAUGUGCCACCAGAUGGGACCUCUCAUAGAUGAAAAGUUGGAAGAUAUAGACAGGAAACAUUCAGAACUUUCAGAGCUCAAUGUUAAAGCAAUGGAGGCUCUUUCUUUGUAUAAUAAAUUGAUGAAUGAAGACCCAAUGUAUUCUAUGUAUGCAAAACUACAAAACCAACAGUAUUAUAUGCAGUCAUCUGGGGUUUCUGGCUCUCAGGUUUAUCCGGGGCAACCUCAAGGUAAUGCAUAUUUGGUGGCAGGGAGUGCACAGAUGGGCCAUAUUCAAGGCUAUAAUCUUCCUCCUGAACAGCUCCCUUCUCUCAGCCAAGGCACAGUUACUCCAUCUGCCAGCUCAGUGCUGCCUGGUCAGCCUGCACAGACGUCUUACACAAAUGCAAUGGUUGGCUCUGUUGCUGGAAAUACUUACUCUAACCAGGCUUCAGUGUAUAGUCCACCACCUGCUACUGUUGAUGUUGCUGCUUAUCAAAAUGCUGGAACUAAUAUGUCCCAGGUGCCAAACUAUAACUUACCAUCUACACCUCUGCCACAGACAGCAGGCAGUCAACAAGCACCUCCACAACAGCCACAGCCUCCACCACCUCAACAGCCACAGCAUAAUUACUCACAGAAGGCUCUGCUAUAGGAUCCAGGACUUCUGAUUUCUCAUCUUCUUUAACCUCUGCUAAAGGCAGUUGGCAAUUCUAUGAGUUUCUUCCUUUAAUCUCUUAAACUUUGUUUAUUCUCAGCUUAAUAAGAAUCUAUCUUGGUGGACAAGUUCAAUUUGCACUGACUUUUUGGGAUUUUUUUUUCUUUUAAUUUUGCAGAGGAACGGAUAUAUUUAGGACAUUUAAUUCCUUUUAAAAUGCCUAAA